GAACUACUUGGCAAGAAUCAAACCAAAACAAAACCAAAAAGGGAUGCAGAUUUGGAGGGAACACAAACAUUCAGUCCACAGCGAUCAUCAUUUCAGCCCAAUCAGUAGCCUGCACACAGUUAUGACUGAGGAUGUACACACUUGUUUAUUGCUGUAAGACAUUGCAUGACAUGCUUUUUACCAAGAUUGUCUCAUUCUUGCGGUACUAUCAUGUAGGUAGUAUCGUCAUCUCUGGUCUGUAGAUGUGGCAGAGAACUUGAAGGGUGAUUAAAAACCCUGCCCGGGCAUGCGUGUUUGGAGUCCAUCUGGGCUUGUGUCCUCAUCCUUUUCUCCCAAAGGAGUGAGCUGAACCCGUGGAGAGCCACCUGCCCGAGACCGCAGAUGGUCUGUUCGGCCGUCUCGUCCCUGCUGUUCCCCACCUGCUAGCACCAGGGCUGCACUCCUGACUCAUGGCCCAGCCUCUGUCCUCGUACUGUGCUACUCUUUGGCCCAAAGGGUCCCAGAGGGACUUCACCAGUCAGGGUUUCCUGGGGGGAGUUUUGAUUGUAUAAUUUUGGUAGUUGCUGUCUUUUCUCAUCUCGUGAGCAGGUUCCAGAGAAAGACGAGGCAAUGGGGGACCAAAGGCCUUCCACGCCCUGUCGGUCCCCGCCGCCAGCUGCCAAGAAGAGCUCCUACCUUUACUCCACGGAGAUCACGCUGUGGACCGUGGUGGCCGCCACGCAGGCCGUGGAGCAGAAGGUGGACUCCUGCCUGGCCCGCUUGCUGGCUCUGGAGGGCCGCAUGGGGACAGCCGAGAAGAAGCUGGCCGACAGCGAGAAGACGGCCGUGGAGUUCGGCAACCAGCUGGAGGGCAAGUGGGCCGUGCUGGGGACGCUGCUGCAGGAGUACGGGCUGCUGCGGCGGCGGCUGGAGAACCUGGAGAAUCUGCUGCGCAACCGGAACUUCUGGAUCCUGCGGCUGCCUCCGGGGAGCAAGGGCGAGGUCCCCAAGGAGUGGGGCAAGCUGGAGGAGUGGCAGAAGGAGCUGUACAAGCACGUGAUGCGGGGCAACUAUGAGACGCUGGUCUCCCUGGAUUAUGCCAUCUCCAAACCCGACAUCCUCGCCCGGAUGGAGAGGGGAGAGGAGCCCUGGCCCACAGCCCCGUGGGGCCAGGAGAAGGGGAGCAGGGAGCCUGCAGCGCGCCCGGGGAUGCCUGGUCCCACUCCAUGUCCUGAGCGGGUCCCCAGCCCUGUAAGCCUCCCCCAGGAGGAGCCCAAAGAAGGGCCAGCCCCUGUGCAGCCGCAGGAUGAGGAAGCAGGGCUGACCCCUGCCAGGCCAGGCGCUGGCCCUCCAGCAAGCACCCGCAUUUGCUCCUCAGUUAAACAGGAAGGGGACUCUUCAGAGGGGGACCCAGCAGCCUCCCCUCGUAGGGACAGGCUGCCCAGUGUGGGGCCAGCUUCCUUUGCAGGUGGCAGUGCUGUGGCCAUUAAGACAGAAGCUCCGUCCGAGGAUGAGACGAUGCCAGAGCAGCUCUUCGUGGGGUCCCCAAGCCAGACCAAGUGUCGAAUCCCCAAGGGGCCCCGGAACCAGACUGGAGGUCCCGUGCGGCAUCGUGCCCAAGUGUUGCCCCAGCCACCUGCGGCUGUCAGGGAGCCGCCCCGGGUGCUGCCUCGCCGUCAGCAGGAGCGCGCCUUCCCUUGCCCGGACUGUGGACAGAGCUUCCGCCUGAAGAUCAACCUGACGAUCCACCAGCGCAGUCAUGCAGAGGGGGAGAGGGGAGGCCAUGCCACCCUGGAGCCAGGCGAAGUGGUGGUACCUGGCCCCGUCAUCCGCUGGCUUCCCGAGGAGCCCAGGGGCCGCCGUGCCCUGGCAGGCCAGACCUUGGCAGGGCAGAGGCCAGCAGCGACCAAGGUGUACCGCUGCAGUAAGUGCCUGUGCUUCUUCCAGCAUCAUAGGAGCCUGCUGCUGCACCAGCGCCUGCACACGGGGGACAGCCAGGGCUGGCCCACUUGCCCCUACUGCAGCAAGGCCUUCCGCCGGCCCUCAGACCUCUUCCGCCACCAGCGCAUCCACACAGGUGAGCGGCCGUACCAGUGCCCCCAGUGUGGCCGAGCCUUCAACCGCAGCCACCACCUGGUUGUCCAUAUGCAGACUCACACCCGGGGACAGGUGUCCCUGCAGAGACCUGGCCACAUGGAGGAGGGCUGACCCCAGGGGCCUGCUGGGCACCCCUGGCCCGCCGGACCCCUGCGCUCUGUUUCCAGACCCGUCCUGCGUGCCUCUUGCUGGCUCCUUAUUUGGAGAUGGCUUUAGAGAGACUUGUUUUCCAUUCAGAUGGGAAGCAGCAGCCCUCUUUGGGACAGCGUACGUGUGAGACAGGGUGCCUCCAUUUCCCAAAUUUGUCACCCUGCUGCCUUUUCUACAUUCCUGACUUACAAAGCAUUCCAUCGGGCAGAAGGGAUGCUGGCUUUUGGAAGGGCCUCUGGCCAGUACCAGAGUCAGGAGGACCGUAGGUCAGACCCACCCAGGAUGGGACCACAGAGACCCUACGGGACAGGGAUUGACUGCGCAGUCUGCUUGUGGCCAUGUGAAAAGUGUACAAGUGUAUAGGUGGCCUGAAGGAAAUCUGCAUUUUUUACUUUGUUACUUAGAGACUCUUUUUGCUUUUUUUUUUGUACUGGAAAUCGAACUCAGGACCUUGCGCUUGCCAGGCAGGCACUUGUGCCACUGAGCUAUAUCCACGGCCCUCUUUUUACUUCUUUCGGAGCUUUCCUAGUAUUUUUGUAAGUACUGUGUAGAGUUGCAAAGGAGACCAGGAGCUCCUGUGGGGCGGGAAGAGGAGCUGAGUCCGGACUGCUGUGGCCUCCAGGCUGCCCUGGAAGCACGGGGUCUUCCCAGGUGGGUUUCUCUGCCCGCAGUGGCUCCAGGACUUCUAGACUCCCCCGAAGGGCAGUCUCACCUGUUACUUCCUCUCGCUCUCAGUGGACCCAAGAGGGAGUGAGGCCGCCACCCUCCCAGGCUCUCAGGGUUCAUGCAGGAGUGCAGUCUACGGACUGGACCCCAGAUGUCUGGAGGGGGUACAGGGUGAGCAUCGGAAGACCCGCCCCGAGAGGGGGCGUGGCCAGCCCACCUGGACUCGGACCAAAUUGGGCAGGGACAUCUGGGGAGACUCCUUCAGCCACCUCAGGGCUCACAUUCCUUGUCUGAGAGAGUGGCAGCCCCGGUGCCUCACCUCAGUGUUGUCAGUGUCACAUGUAGGGGCACUGUCCAAAGCAGAAGCCUGGCUUUGUCCUUCCUUCCACACUCAGGGCCUCCUUUCUGGUCCAUGUAGGCGGCCAGCCCUUUCUGCCCAGGAGGAACCCUCAGGAAGGGCCUUUCUCUUCCGGACAGCAGAGGCUGCACACACCAGGUUCCGGGAGUCAGACUUGCCACGGGGCUGGCGUGCUGGGCGCCCUUUCACCAAAGCACAGAUUCGGUCCCAGGGAGCCGAGGCCAUGGUGUUGAGAAAGGUUCAUUUCUCUUGUCAUGGUCACGGCUCCUCAGUGCUGUCUGUAGGCCAGACAGGUGCUGGGUGCCAGCCGCCAGCCUUGUGACAGCUUGCUGUCUUGUCUGCUUGUUCCUGGCUGUGCCACUUCCUGUUGCCCUUCUGACCCUUGCCAGUUGCGGCCAGAUGGUAACACUGUCACCAUGCUUGGGAGGGAGAGCACAGGGCUGUGCCCGCUCCCCAGCGUUCCCACCCUCCUGCGCUGUGGGUUUGCUUGUCCUUGUCUGGGGCCAGGAGUCAGAGAUCAGCAGUCACUGAGGGCUGGGACCCGUGCACGGCCGGUCUAGGGUGUUCAGGAGGUGCCUUUGGGCUGCGAGCUGCCCAGGGCCGGGCCUGCUUUUCCAACGCCCCCGUAAAUACAAACGCUCUAAGCACAAAGCUCAGGCCUCCCGUUUUAUUUUUUCCAAGCAUUCGCUGUGCCCAGCUGUGGGAUAUGCCUGCCUAGUUUGCCCUAGGGUUGGUUUCAAGCGGUCUCUAAGUUGAAAUGCUGCCUGGUGCACGAGCCCACCUCCUUCAUUUGCAAAACAAAAAAAUGGCAGCGCCACAAACUCGAGGCCUCGGCGGGUUAAGAACUGUGAAAGUGGCAGUCCCCAGUCCUAACUGGUGCUCAAUAAACAAGCUGGCAUAAACGAA
Messenger RNA from Chinchilla lanigera (long-tailed chinchilla), 4156 nucleotides. RefSeq names its product zinc finger family member 783 (gene Znf783). Bases 610 to 2187 code for a protein of 525 amino acids. The record is from RefSeq and is a predicted model, not a curated record. The transcript has 6 exons. NCBI's taxonomy places the organism in Eukaryota, Metazoa, Chordata, Mammalia, Rodentia, Chinchillidae. Gene Ontology annotation, biological process: regulation of DNA-templated transcription.